Thalassophryne amazonica is the source of this 2169-nucleotide messenger RNA. It is a transcript of the gene ccdc125, whose product is annotated as coiled-coil domain containing 125. Bases 10 to 1896 code for a protein of 628 amino acids. NCBI's taxonomy places the organism in Eukaryota, Metazoa, Chordata, Actinopteri, Batrachoidiformes, Batrachoididae. The record is from RefSeq and is a predicted model, not a curated record. Gene Ontology annotation, cellular component: cytoplasm. The transcript has 11 exons. Gene Ontology annotation, biological process: negative regulation of cell motility; negative regulation of Rho protein signal transduction.
UAUGACCUGAUGCAGAUGCAGGAAGCCAGAGAGGGCGGUGGCCUUGAAGACGACAUGGUGGAGGGAGACCUAGGUGCUGGGAUGGAAGGCAGAAUGGAACCUAGCUUCACCAGGAAAAAGAACCGCUGCACUGCUGAGUCCACAGGAAGCUUGUUGUUUGGAGCCAAACUCCUGUGGAACAGCAGCAUAGCAGGUGAAGCACAUUGGACACCUGGAAUAAAUUCUUUAUUCCAGCAUUCCACCGAGAAGCAAUACAGUGCAACCUGGAAUCUGGUGCAAACAGGCUCACUGGAUGAAUUGUCCAAAGAGGACCUGAAGUCAAAACUGCAGGAAGCCACUGAGGUCAUCGACAUGUUACGCUGUGAACUGGAGGUGGCACAUCGUUACCUGGAGGGCAAAUAUGAAGCUCUGAAGAUCCUACAGGGAAAGGCCAUUCUAGACAAAGCCACGAGCCACACUAAAAGUCUGCUGCACAAAUGUGAGGAAAGGAACAAAGCUCUGGAGAAGGAGGUGAACAGUUUGCAGUGGGAGCUGAGCUUCAGCCAGGUACAGAUGAAGAGGUGUGAGCAGUCGUGGGAGCAGAAGUACAACAGAAUUCUGAGUGAGAACGAAAUUCUAGCUGACAACCUUGAAGAGAAGGCAAGGGAAAUUCGGCAGCUUCGAGCUGAAAAUUGUGCUCUCGGUCGACAUCGUUUGGAGCUCAUGUCCCUGUUGAAUGUGAAGGAAAAGAGCCUUUUCCAAGAAACUAAACCACAGUACGAUCCAGAGAGAGAUGGAAGUGUUCUGGAGCUGGCAGUGUUGGGGGCUUGUCGCUGUCUUGGUGUUCCUGAAGCUUGUCCAUGUAGUCGUACGGCUGCCGCCAGCAGGAAGCAACUCAUUGAGCUGCAACAAGAGUUGGAGGUUCAGUGCAGGAUGAGGGAUGAGGCCAUGAUGGUUGCAGAUGCCUUUCGUAUUGCAUUUGAACAGCAGCUAAGGAAAAGAAGUGAACACUUCAUUUUGCUAGCUGAGGCCAACAUCCUCAAAUCUCAUCACUGUGGGCCUGAAGGUGCUAAUCGGCCUUCUUUAAUCAGCGUAAGCCAGAGAUUGAGAGGACUGCUACCUUGUAGCCUGGAUGUGAAGAUGCCUGAUGAUGUUUUGGAGACUCUCUACACCUUGCUUGACCUGCUCAAUGACAAGGAGGAAGCUUUGGCGCACCAGAAGAAAGUUAGCAUCAUGUUAGCUCGCAGUGCCGAGCAGCUACAGAGGCAGUUACAGCCAGAGUCACAGAACCACACAUCAGAAUCAUUACUGCCCAGGACUCUAUCAAAACCACAACUAUCCGAGUCCAGGAUCCCAUCAAAACUAGAACCACCAGAUCCCACAAUCACCUUCAAACAUGGACCAUCUGAGUCCAGCAUGCCAGCAGAAGUAGGACCAACAGAGUCCAGGAUCCCAUCAAAACAAGAAGUAUCACAGUGUAAAAUCUCAUUAAAACCACAACUAUGUGAGUCCAGGAUACCAUCAGAACCAGAAUCAUCAGAGCCCACAGUCACCUUCAAUCAGGGAUCAUCAGAGUCCAGCAUACCAGCAGAAGCAGGACUUCCAGAGUUCAGGAUCUCAAGACAAGAGGCCUCACAGUGUCCAAUCCCACUAAAAUCACAACUAACAGAGUGUCAGGGUCAGUGUUGGCAACUGUCAGAUCAAACCUGCAGCAAACCACAGCAUGCAUGUGAGUUGCCAGUUGCCAACACUCAGUCAGGAUACCCAUCAGAACCCAAGAUCCGGUUAACAUGGACCCGCAACAACCAUUUCUCUGAGAUCCAACCACAGCGGCUAAAAGACAUAUCAGAGUCAACCAUCCAGCAACAAGAUAUAGCUGAUUACACAUCACCUGUGCAGCAGGAGGAGUCACACUGAACAGGAAACACGUGUGGUCGGUGCCUAGUGUGUAAAAUUGUUUUCCUGGAGCUAAAAUCCCUAAAGAAUACAAUCACAGUACUGCAGUGUCACUGCUCAUUACCACUGUUAAAGACAUAUAACUGUGCAGCUUCUCUUGGGUUUGAGAUCAUCUGCAGUCCUUAUCUAUGAUUAAGAGGACUGCACACUUCAUCUGAUUGAGUUCAUCUGAUCAGGUCCAAAGAACAAUUUAUUUUCAAUUUAAUUCAAAUUAUUUAAUUUAUAUAGCGCCAA